Hibiscus syriacus is the source of this 1495-nucleotide messenger RNA. RefSeq names its product zinc finger CCCH domain-containing protein 12-like. Bases 267 to 1331 code for a protein of 354 amino acids. Lineage: Eukaryota; Viridiplantae; Streptophyta; Magnoliopsida; Malvales; Malvaceae. The record is from RefSeq and is a predicted model, not a curated record. The transcript is spliced from 2 exons. Gene Ontology annotation, molecular function: mRNA binding; metal ion binding.
GUUCUUGUUUGAUCUAUUGCAGCUGUUUCCAUUCUUCUUCUUAUAUUCCAUGAAAAAAAGUUGGAAAUUUUAUGUAGAUUUUAGUAUCUUCGGAUGUGUAACCGGAUACCAAUUUCUCAAAUCAUUAAAAUCUCACAUUUUAACUUCAGUUUAAUCCAAUCGAUGUAAUUUUAGCUUCUGGGUACAUCUACUCCACGUUUUCUUAUUAAAAUUAGGGCUUUUUUUAAAAUAAAAAAAAAGUUCCUUUUUGAUCAUCCUUAAAUAACAUGGAUUACGGUAGAGAAAAUGUAGUUCAUGUGAUUCCCACAAAUGGACCCGAUAAUUGGGUUCCAAAUUCGACAGACCCUUCAGUUUGGGCAACGGAAGAAGAUUACCGUGCUUGGAACAACGAAGAAACAUCCACAAACUCCAGCUACGACCGAAGACAACCUCAAUCAUGGUCCAAUUCCGAGCUGCCACCGAACAAGAAACCAAGAAAUUCCCAGGAUUUAAAUUCCAGGUCCAAAGCCAUAGGCAAAAUGUUUUUCAAGACCAAGCUUUGUUGCAAGUUCAGAGCCGGUACUUGCCCCUACGUUACAAAUUGUAACUUCGCUCAUAGCAUUGAGGAGCUCCGACGCCCUCCUCCUAAUUGGCAAGAAAUAGUGGCUGCUCAUGAAGAAGAGAAAGGGAUUUCGUCAGAGCCAAGAGAAGAAUUCCAGAUUCCUUCUUUGGGGUCUAAUAUUUUUCCAGGGGAAACGCAGAGGUCGUACAAGGGAAGGCAUUGCAAAAAGUUUUACACAGAGGAAGGGUGUCCUUAUGGUGAUAGUUGCACGUUUUUGCAUGAUGAGCAAUCGAAGAAUCGAGAGAGUGUAGCUAUAAGUUUAGGACCUGGAGGGUUCAGUAGUGGUGGUGGGGGAGGAGGAGGUGCUGCUAGUGGCGGUGGCGGUGGCGGGAAUGUUUCGAAUGUUAAGCCUUCUAAUUGGAAGACCAGGAUUUGUAAUAAGUGGGAACUUACUGGUUACUGCCCAUUUGGAAAUAAAUGUCAUUUUGCACAUGGAACUGCAGAGUUACACCGAUACAGAGGGUCCGUUGCAGAUACAGAGGUUAAGGAUUCUUCUGCUGCCCCUUCUGAUUCAAAUCAAGUGGUAGGAGGAGUUCCUUCAAAGACUCCAACAGAUACUAUGGCUGCAUUAAUCCCUUCAGUUUCACAUUCAGAUGUUUAUCAUCUCGGAGUUACUUCACAGUGGACAUCUAUCGUACUCCAGAAACCAGGACAGAGAACUCUCCACAAAUGGAAAGGUCCGGAUAAAAUUAGUCGGAUAUACGGAGACUGGAUCGAUGAUAUUGAAUAAACACCGUUCUUUCAAGAGCCGAGAAAAACAAAAAAGGAAACGAGAGCUGAGAGCUGAAAUUCCUUCCACUAAGAAACUUUUCCUGGGAAAGUGAAUAAUUUUAGAUAUUCCUAGGACAGUUUGUGUCAUGUACCCUUCAGCUUAUUCACAUCUCGGCUGCAUAA